AUGGCACCUUGCAGCUCUCCUCAAAAUCUUGGGUCUUCCCGUAUUGAUCUUGUUGGCACCAACAGUUCCAUCCCGAAUCAAAACCUGCCAACUCAAGAUCCUCCACGAGUGCCUUCUACUCCAAUCGCUCCACAGCCCUCCGAGGCCCCCGAUAAUGGGCCCACUCCCGAUUCCAAUGGGUCUGCGGAUCGUGGAAGAUCUGUCGAGACUAGACCCCGUCCAGAUGGCUCGCAAACCGGUGGAUUGACUUGGGAUAACUCACAUUAG
Messenger RNA from Orbilia oligospora ATCC 24927, 267 nucleotides. RefSeq lists its product as uncharacterized. The coding region runs from base 1 to 267 and encodes 88 amino acids. The record is from RefSeq and is a predicted model, not a curated record. NCBI's taxonomy places the organism in Eukaryota, Fungi, Ascomycota, Orbiliomycetes, Orbiliales, Orbiliaceae. The transcript has 2 exons.